UAUAUAUAUAUAUAUAUUAGUUUUGAAGGCAGAGAGAUUUGGUUGGAAAACCAAAAACAAAAAGGAGGUAAAACACCGAAAGCAGUUGGGGGAGAGGAAGAUGAACUUCCUCCGUAGAGUAAUUUCCCCAGGCUCUCGUUCUCAAGUUUCUCAAUUUGCGAAUAGGUCCUUCAAAAUUACACAAAAGCAUUAUGGGUCCAUUGCUCAACCCACCUCAAGCUCCUUGGUUCAUGGCAUUCAUCAAUUUCAUUGCCCAGAUGUGGUUGGAAUCCUUGCAAAACUAUCGGAUUGCAUAGCAUCAAGGGAAGGAAAUAUUCUCAGUGCUGAUAUUUUUGUUCCAGACGACAAUCAUGUCUUUUACUCCAGAAGCGAGUUUCUCUUUGACCCUGCUAAAUGGCCAAGAGAGCAAAUGGAUGCAGACUUCUCUAAUCUAGCUAAAAAGUUCAAUGCGAUGAAGUCUGUCGUUCGGGUGCCUGAUACUGAUCCCAAAUAUAAGAUUUCAAUUCUAGCUUCAAAGCAGGAGCACUGUCUUGUGGACUUGUUGCAUGGUUGGCAGGAUGGGCGGUUUCCUAUUCACAUAACUUCUGUAAUAAGCAACCAUGAACGAGGUCCAAACACUCAUGUGAUCCGGUUUCUUGAGAGGCAUGGGAUUCCAUACUAUUAUUUGCCAAUGACUAAGGAGAAUAAAAGAGAAAAAGAAAUCUUGGAUAUAGUUGGGGAUACUGACUUUUUGGUUCUUGCCAGAUACAUGCAGGUAUUAUCUGGGGACUUCUUAAAAAGCUAUAAGAAAGAUAUCAUUAAUAUUCACCAUGGCUUGUUGCCAUCGUUCAAGGGUAGUAAUCCAUCUAAGCAGGCUUUUGAUGCUGGCGUUAAGUUGAUUGGGGCGACAACUCACUUCGUUAGUGAAGAACUAGAUUCGGGACCAAUCAUUGAGCAACUGGUUGAAAGGGUUUCUCAUAGAGAUAAUUUGCGGACAUUUAUACAAAAGUCUGAGGAUGUUGAGAAAAGGUGUCUUGCAAAAGCAAUCAAAUCAUACUGUGAACUGCGUAUUUUUCCAUAUGAGGCGAACAAGACUGUUGUUUUUAGGUCCUGAUUGAAAAGGAAGCUGUGGUAGCUGCAUCAUCUCUUUCCAUUCUGUCCAUCAUUCGGGUGAUCAUCGAUAUCAUCGUUAUCACUCAGUUAUCCAAGCAAAACUUCCACACAGGCCACUCCGAGAAGUAAAGACACAGAAGGUGUUUCAUCUGGAAAAAGGAAAGAGAAAUAAAGAGGUUUCAUCUGAAUUCAUGUUUUAAAAUUCCAAUUUUUAAGACACUGUCUUGAUAUCUGUUUCCAUCUUAUCACAUGCAACAGAUAUUUGUACAAGUUCCAAAUUCUGUUCUUUGAUAUCAAAAGUGCCUCAAAGCUGCUUUCAAUUGUUAUAGAACUUUUAAACCUUUUGUCAUUUGAAUUAUGUUUUUGGGUACUAAUCAUCUGGUGGUAUCUGAUUCCCACUGUCUCGAUUAAUUCAAAUUUCCGUGCUAUUAGGGAUUUUUCCA
Messenger RNA from Solanum lycopersicum (tomato), 1535 nucleotides. RefSeq names its product formyltetrahydrofolate deformylase 2, mitochondrial. Gene Ontology annotation, biological process: 'de novo' IMP biosynthetic process. NCBI's taxonomy places the organism in Eukaryota, Viridiplantae, Streptophyta, Magnoliopsida, Solanales, Solanaceae. Gene Ontology annotation, molecular function: formyltetrahydrofolate deformylase activity. The record is from RefSeq and is a predicted model, not a curated record.